UUGCAUUUUCUGAUAACUACGAAGCAGAAUAAACUGAGCAAUGAACUUACUAACAAGAAGCUACAAAUAGUGACUGAUUUUGAUCAUACACUAACCAGGCACAACAUGGAUAAUGGCAAGACGGUUUUAACUAGUUUUGGAAUGUUUAGAGAAUGCCCCUCAAUUCCUCAGUGCUACAAAGAUGAAGAAAAUAGACUUGCUGCUAUAUACAAGCCAAUUGAAGUUGAUCCAGUGAUGAGUAUUGAGGAAAAAACGAAGCAUAUGGUGGACUGGUACCAGGCUGCUCAUAAACUAUUACAAGGUAUGAAAUUUCCGAAACAAGAACUAACCGAAGUUGGACACAAAAUGGUAGAAUGUUUUAGGACAGGAGUAAAUGAUUUAAUAUCAUGGAGUCAAGCGCAGCAAGUGCCCGUGUUGGUUUUCUCUGCGGGCCUCGGAGAAUCUGUCGUUGCUGCUAUGAGAGCUGCCAAUUUCCUGCUUCCCCAUGUUAAGGUCGUGUCGAAUUUCCUUGCAAUGGACGAAAGUGACACUAUAGUCGGCAUAAAAGGGGAUGUUAUACACACCUACAACAAAAAUGAAGCAGCUAUCAAGGACACCGAGUAUUAUGAAAUGGUCAAGGAGCGCCAAAAUGUGAUCCUAAUGGGGGACAAUAUUGGGGACGCUGGAAUGGCGGAAGGCAUGGAUCACUGUGAUGUGGUCAUAAAAAUUGGUUUCCUAGGUCGCAAUGCGGAGGCUAACCUCCAAAACUACCUCAAAAAAUUCGAUAUAGUGUUAGUCAAUGAUUCCACUAUGGAUGUACCCAAUGCUAUAUUGAAACUUGUGCUGUGA
Parnassius apollo (apollo) is the source of this 828-nucleotide messenger RNA. NCBI's taxonomy places the organism in Eukaryota, Metazoa, Arthropoda, Insecta, Lepidoptera, Papilionidae. The record is from the annotation of a GenBank genome assembly.